Messenger RNA from Fusarium sp. VM40, 1563 nucleotides. The record is from the annotation of a GenBank genome assembly. Lineage: Eukaryota; Fungi; Ascomycota; Sordariomycetes; Hypocreales; Nectriaceae.
AUGACAACCUCAGAGAUGAUGUCGACCACGAACGAGGGCACUCUGCAACAGCGCCUCUCGACCUUGACCAUGGUCGCCAUGGCCUUUGCCAUCCUCAACACAUGGAUCGCACUCGCAGGCUCCAUCGCUUAUAUCCUACCGUCUGGCGGCUCGGUUUCCUUCAUAUACGGCUUCGUCUUCUGCGUUAUCUGCAAUCUGGCCCUUGCUGCCAGUCUUGGAGAGCUCGCCGCGAUAUGGCCUACAGCUGGAGGACAAUACCACUUCAUGUACGCCCUGUGCACACCACGAUGGAAACGCUCCAUGAGCUUCUUCGUAGGGUGGACAAACAUUGCCGGGUGGUUGACUAUUGUGACUACUCAAGCCUUCUUUGCUGCCCAAUUGGUCUCUGCAGCGGCAGUCGUGGCCUCGAACAACGCUUACGAGGCUACUGCGUGGAAAACAUAUCUAUUCUUCAUCGCCAUCCUCUCCUUUGGAACAGCAGGGAAUAUCUGGGGGAACAGAAUCCUAGGUCGAUGGAAUGACCUUGCCUUGUAUUGGUCCGUUCUGGCCGUCGUCAUCAUCAGCAUCAUUCUACUUUCCAUGUCACCAAAGACAGAUGCCCGACAGGUUUUCACAGAGUUCAGCAACGAAACCGGCUGGCCAGACGGAGUUGCCUGGAUCCUCGGCCUACUCCAAUCUGCUCUGUCACUUAUUGGGUUCGACGUUGUUCUGCAUCUUACCGAAGAGAUGCCUAACCCGUCGCGAGAUGCACCACGAGCCAUGAUGUUGGCGAUUGUUAUUGGUGGUGUCACUGGGCUAGUCUUCAUCCUGGUGCUUCUCUUCUGUUUAACAGACCCAGCGACAAUCCUAGCAACUUCCACCGGGAUGCCCAUCGUGGAAUUAUUCCUGCAGAGCACAAAGAGUCGCGCAGCUGCGACCAUCUUGGCACUUAUGCUCAGCAUCUGCUUCAUCAACGGUACCUCAGCCAGUAUCACCAGCGCCAGUAGACUGCUCUACGCCAUGGCCAGAGACAACGGUAUCAUAUGCCACAGAUACUUUUCUCAUAUUUCGCCAAAACUUAACGUCCCAGUUAGGACGAUCAUGCUCUGCUACGGCUUCAAUAUUUUGUUCGGGCUUUUAUACCUGGGGCCUACUGUGGCAUUUAGCGCUUACAUCGCCUCGUGCACCAUAUUCCUAAACGUCUCAUAUGCUGGGCCUGUUGUUGCUCUGCUCGUGAGAGGACGAGGUAUUCUCAAGGAGUAUCAAACAAGAACGACACCUGCAAGGAUGGGUUUGAGGACAGGUGCAGUUGCCAAUGUCGUUUCGGCCGCAUUCGUGGUUGUCAUCACUGUUUUCUUCUGCUUCCCUGCCGGCCUCCCGGUCUCUGCCAACACAAUGAAUUACGUCUCCGCGGUUGUUGGUGGAUUCUAUCUCCUUCUUGUUAUAUACUGGGUUGCCCUUGGCAAGAAUUUCCAAGGCCCUAACUUCGAAGCGAUUAUUGGACAGCCUUUACAGAUGAAGGUGGGAAAUGAUACGGAUACGGUGCAGGAGAAGGUUGAUUUGGCAACGAAGAGUCAGGCUUGA